AUGCAGUCUACGGAGCAGUGCCAUGCAUCACAACCUGCAUGUUUCUCACCUCGGCAGUCACUUACAGAAGAUACAAAUGAGGUCCAAAAUUCGGCCCUUAAAUGGUUGAAUGCACGACACCUUCCAACCCCGUGGAAAAUCGGUCUUCUGGUUGAGGAGUACUUUAACAACAUUCAUCCAUUGCGAUGUUUUGCCUUUAUUCAUAGACCAUCAUUCUUGCAGAAACUGGAUAAAGAGAUUUCGAAAAGCUCUCACAACAAUGCUCUGCUGCACAUUAUCUGUGCGCUUGGUGGCCAAUUCUACGCACUAGCGUACAGUGAGACUAUCUCUCCGCUUCCAUCAAAAUCCGUGCUAUCGGCCGGGAGUGAGUGGGCCAAGGUCGCUCAGCGGCUGAUUCUCGAGACUUUAGACAUGGUCACGAAUGAAAAUUUGAUGGCAUCUGUUCUGCUUCACGACUAUGCAGUCCGGAUGGGAAAUUUUGCAAAUGCUUUUAUGCUCAGCGGACUCAUCACACGCAUGGCCCAGGCAUUGCAAAUUAACCUUGAGUACAAUACGGAUCUCCUUUGUCAAAACAACGAAUAUGGCCCUUCUACUACAGCAAAAGAGUCAAGGAGGCGACUGAUGUGGAGUUGCUAUGUAAUGGAUUCUCUCGUGGGUAGCGGAGUGGAUCAACUCACGCUCGUUCAUGAAAAUGAUAUGAAGAUCCAGCUUCCCUGCAAUGAGAGAAACUUCACGCAGCAAAUACCGUGCUUCACAGAAACACUUCAGCCUGGUAAUUGGCUGAAGUUUAUCCCUGGCGAGUUUGAUACAGCGACCCUGCUACCAAACAUGGGCAUAAUGGCCUACUUCAUCAGACAUAUCUCUAUUCGGAAGCGAGUUCUAAGAUACAUUAAGCAUCUUGAUGAUGCGAUGGUUCCAUGGGAUCCCAGCUCCGAAUUUGCGAUUCUGGACAAAGACUGCCGCGCAUGGUACGAGUCUCUGCCAGCCAGCUUACAAUUCACCCCUAGUGCCAUUUAUAUAAGGAAAGAUUCAUCCCAGCUUGGUGCGCUCUGUGUAUUACACUGUGCCCACUACCAAACGAUAUGCGAUCUGUACCGACUGGGUGCUCCUGCCCUUUACAAACUUCGGGCUGCCUUCGAUUUCCCACCAGAGCAUCAGGUAUUCCUUCAUCAUCUACAGCAGGUUCUGUUUGAUGCCGCGAGAACUCUGGCAACGAUUAUCGGAGAGGCAGCCCGGCAUGGAACCCGAAUGUUAGCCGAUUCAUGGCUCCCAACAAUUACAUAUGAUAGUUGUCGGAUCAUGGUAUAUCAUCUCACGCAGAUUCUGGAUCCCAGCUUGGAAGAUACUAAGAGUAUCAUAAUGGAGACACUUCCCCUCUUACAAAGCAAUAUCCAUGCCCUGGGCGUUAUGGGAAACCUGAACGGCAUUGCAAAUACUUUGUGUUCUGCGGCAGAGACCAUGCUCGAUCGUUCGGGAAUUGGUUCCGAGGUCAUCGCACCAAAUAGCAUACCCGAUGACCCAUACCAGUCCAUUGAAGGAGAAGAUCCAAGCAGUGAAAGUGUACCAGGAACCCCCAUACAAAGUGCACCUGACUACGUUCUUAACCCUUUGUCCAUCUUCCGCAUGGCGCGCAAGUCUAUUCCAGAGAGGCAUGCCCCAGAAAAAGCCAACACGUCAUCCGCUCCAAAUAGCGCAAGACCUUGUUCUAGUGCAGAUGCCAAUCUGUCACCCAUUGAUCGUAUCGAUUAUGUACAGACGGCCACUGCGGCUCAAAACGAGCAUGAAUCAAGUCAAGCAAGCCUAGAGGAACUCCAAACAUUAUUUAUGUCUGAUCUUGGAUGGGCUUGGCAACCGGCAGAUACUGCCGUCGGAUCUGGGAUUGCAACGGCCGGCUUAUUGCCGUGGGCAGGAGGUUAUCCUACAACACAGGCUGAACCAUGGCUGCCCGUCUUCCCAUUCCCACAGCAAAGUUGA
This is a messenger RNA of Penicillium atrosanguineum, 1974 nucleotides long. Its product is annotated as fungal specific transcription factor domain-containing protein. Bases 1 to 1974 code for a protein of 657 amino acids. The record is from RefSeq and is a predicted model, not a curated record. The transcript has 7 exons. Gene Ontology annotation, biological process: DNA-templated transcription. Gene Ontology annotation, cellular component: nucleus. NCBI's taxonomy places the organism in Eukaryota, Fungi, Ascomycota, Eurotiomycetes, Eurotiales, Aspergillaceae. Gene Ontology annotation, molecular function: zinc ion binding; DNA binding.